AUGAACCGUCACCACAUGGUCCACCGGGCACUGUCGCCUCAUAAUAUCCUGCUGGAUGGAGAGGGGCACAUCAAAAUGGCUAAAUUUGGUCUUUAUUAUAUAACGGACCAUGGAGCAGAUGUAGAUUUCCCAAUAGGAUAUCCAUCAUAUUUGGCUCCGGAAGUCAUUGCUCAAGGGAUUGUAAAACCUAAAGAUCCCACUCUGCAUGAAAGACCUCGACCCUCUGGACCAAAGUCAGAUGUGUGGUCUCUGGGCGUGAUUUUAUUUGAGCUAUGUGUGGGAAGGAAAUUAUUUCAAAGCCUUGAUAUAGCUGAGAAGCUAAAACUUAUACUUACUCUGGGCUGUGUUGAUGACAUUGUGACCGUGCUUGCUGAAGAACAUGGAUGUGUGGAAGUGAUAAAGAAUCUGCCAGAACACGUCUUAGCGUUACUGAGAAAAUGUCUCACAUACCACCCAUCCAAAAGACCCUCAGCUGCAGAGUUACUCACCAGCAGUGUUUUCAGCACUGUGUCUCCUGGUUACAUACCUUUUCGACAGCCAGCUAGUCUGUUUUCCUCAGCGUUAAGAUGUGCUGACCUCGACUUACCUGAAGACAUCAGUCUCCUAUGUAAAGAUGAAGACAGUGACUUUUUGGCAGAAAGGUCCAUUGAAGAGGUAUAUUACCUCUGGUGUUUAGCUGGAGGAGAUUUGGAAAAAGAGCUGGUCAGCAAAGGAAUUAUUAGAUCCAAGCCACCUGUCUGCACAUUGCCAAACCUCCUAUUAGAAGAUGGAGAAAGUUUUGGUCAAGGUAGAGACAGAAGUUCCCUCCUAGAUGACACAACUGUUACUUUAUCAUUGUGCCAACUACGAAAUAGAUUAAAAGAUGUGCCUGGGGAAGCGUUUUAUCCCUUACUGGGAGAAGACCAAUCAAAUGUCCCUCACUCUGGUAGUAAUACCGAGCUCUCUACCUCCACGCUUCCUCUCAUUAUCAGGGAGAGGGACACAGAGUAUCAACUCAACAGGAUUGUCCUAUUUGACAGGCUUCUUAAGGCAUAUCCAUAUAAGAAAAAUUUGAUUUGGAAGGAAGCCAGAGUUGACAUUCCUCCGCUUUUGAGAGGUUUAACUUGGGCAGCCCUGCUUGGAGUAGAGGGUGCUAUUCAGGAAAAAUAUGAUGCCACAGAUAAAGAUACCCCAAUACCUACAGACCGACAGAUUGAAGUUGAUAUUCCACGUUGUCAUCAGUAUGAUGAGCUGCUCUCCUCACCUGAAGGGCAUGCAAAGUUUCGAAGAGUGCUAAAAGCUUGGGUGGUAUCACAUCCAAACCUAGUAUACUGGCAGGGCUUGGAUUCUUUAUGUGCGCCAUUCCUCUACUUGAAUUUUAACAAUGAAGCUUUGGCAUAUGCCUGCAUGUGUGCUUUCAUACCAAAAUAUCUAUAUAACUUCUUCCUGAAAGAUAAUUCACAUGUUAUCCAAGAGUACCUGACGGUGUUUUCCCAAAUGAUAGCAUUUCAUGACCCGGAGCUGAGCAAUCAUCUCAAUGAGAUUGGCUUUAUACCAGAUGUAAGUACCCAAAGUCCUUCAGCUGUACAUUAA
Staurois parvus is the source of this 1572-nucleotide messenger RNA. NCBI's taxonomy places the organism in Eukaryota, Metazoa, Chordata, Amphibia, Anura, Ranidae. The record is from the annotation of a GenBank genome assembly.